AUGGAGAAAACUGGACCUGACAGAUUCAAGCUCAAGUUCUCAGGAGCUAAAGAAAGCAAGAAAAAGGAGUUAGUAGAUGAAGACCCACGGGCGAGUAUUGAGUCGUCACUCCUCCUCAUCAAGAAAACUGCAAAUGAGUUCAGCCCAAAACCGCCUCUUUUCUGCUUAAUAUGGCCAUGGGAUGCUAACAACAGUAAUAACGAUCCCUGCUCUUUGGAUACCCCUUGGCUUUUCAAGUUGGUCAAGAAUUUAACCGCUGCGGCCCUCAAUUUUGCACUUGUCCAAAAAGGCCCUUUUGCAUCCACCGACCAAAAGAGAAAUGUUUUGAGCCCUCAAGAGCAAGGAGAGGCGGAUCAGAGGGCAUAUGCGGGCGCUCUAGCGAGCGGCAAAGGUGCGACGGUCGUUGAGUUUUACUCUCCAAAGUGUGGGCUCUGUAAUUCUUUGCUGGGUUUUGUGAUGGAGGUUGAAAAGAGGAACUCCGAUUGGCUCAACAUCGUUAUGGCCGAUGCAGAGAAUGAUAAAUGGUUGCCUGAGCUCCUCCAUUACGACAUCAAGUGCGUCCCGUGCUUCGUGUUGCUCAAUAAAAACGGGAACGCACUUGCAAAGACGGGUGUUCCAAGCAGCAGACUCCAUGUGAUAGCAGGUGUUUCCCAUCUUCUCAAAAUGAAACCACCUCACAAAAAUUAG
Molecule: messenger RNA, 687 nt
Organism: Striga hermonthica
Lineage: Eukaryota; Viridiplantae; Streptophyta; Magnoliopsida; Lamiales; Orobanchaceae
Source: the annotation of a GenBank genome assembly